Bacillus rossius redtenbacheri is the source of this 25312-nucleotide messenger RNA. Its product is annotated as solute carrier family 35 member E3-like. NCBI's taxonomy places the organism in Eukaryota, Metazoa, Arthropoda, Insecta, Phasmatodea, Bacillidae. Gene Ontology annotation, cellular component: Golgi apparatus. The record is from RefSeq and is a predicted model, not a curated record. The coding region runs from base 286 to 1254 and encodes 322 amino acids. Gene Ontology annotation, molecular function: antiporter activity; nucleotide-sugar transmembrane transporter activity. The transcript is spliced from 6 exons.
UUUUUUGCGGGAAUUUAAUUUUUUGAGGUUUAACGUUGGCUCAACAACAGUUGUGUUUAUCAACGCAACGGCCGUAUCAGUCCGAUCAAUUCGAAAUGUAUAAAAAAUUGGGAGAGUUUGUUACCUUAUCAAAGCGUAGCGUGGCAAUCAAGGAGAAGUGGUCUUUAAGUGGUACACCGUGAAAAUUUUCAUCAUAGCGUAUUAAAGUGAAAACUUACCUUUUGUUCUUUCAUUUUCUGUAAAAUUAACUCAGGCAAUGGUAGUGCGCUGCAGUGACGAAGAAAAAUGUUCGAUCAAUUUGCCGUCACGAUGUUUUAUUUGGUGUUCAACACCGUUUCGUCAAUUGUUUUAGUAUUAUUGAACAAAUGGGUGUAUGUUUACGUGGGUUUCCCCAACGUAACAUUGACGUUUUUACAUUUCUGCACUACAUUUGCUGGCUUGUUUAUCUGUCAGAAAUGUGGAGUUUUUCAAAUAAAAACUGUACCCUUAAUGCAGAUGAUUCCUCUUGCAUUUACUUUCUGUGGUUUCGUUGUUUUUACGAACUUGAGCUUGGAAACAAACACUGUUGGUACUUACCAGGUUGCAAAGGUGAUGACUACUCCUUGCAUUAUCUUUAUUCAAAUGCUGUUCUACAAGAAGGACUUUUCUCUUAGAGUGAAGUUGACCUUGAUACCGAUCACAGUGGGUGUGUUUUUGAACUUCUACUAUGACAUCCAGUUCAACAUGCUGGGCACUCUGUACGCCACUUUGGGCGUUGUCGUCACGUCGCUGUAUCAAGUGUGGGUCAGCCAGAAGCAGCAUGAGCUGCAGAUGGACUCGAUGCAGCUGCUGUACUACCAGGCACCUCUCUCCGCUGCCAUCUUGCUAGUGCUGGUGCCCUUCCUGGAGCCCAUCGAGUUCACCCUCACCCACGCCUGGACCACCGAGAACAUCUGCAUGGUGAUUGGUUCGUGCUGUACAGCCUUCUUCGUCAACUUGUCCAUUUACUGGAUCAUUGGAAACACAUCGCCCCUUACAUACAACAUGGUCGGGCACAUGAAGUUCUGCCUGACAGUGUUUGGGGGCAUCCUGCUGUUCAACGACCCAUUCCAUGUGAACCAGGUGAUUGGUGUGCUGUUCACGCUGACGGGCGUCACCGCAUACGCCCACGUCAAGAUGAAGGAAAACCAGAAGCUGAAAGCUGCGGUCGUUUCAGAAGAAAACGGUAUGUCUCCUUUACUCAUGCCAGAAAAAGACAGGCCUGAAGAAGAAUAAGACAAAACAUUUUGUGGGGUUAGUACACACAAUAGUACCGUGCAGUAUUUUUAAGAUAAUUUAAAAAAAAGGAACUUGAGGGGCAGACCAAAUCAAAACAUAUUAAUGGAAAUUUUAUGGUGAGUUACAUAAUACCCAUAAACAUUAGGGGAAGCAAAUAUUUUUGCACCAUAAUGUCUUGCUUCAUUAAGCUUUCUGAUGUUUUCUACAAACAUGUGUUUUUUACUCAUUUUGGUUAAAGCAUGGUUUUCAUGGAACUUGUAAAAAUCGUGUGAUGUGCUGGAAAAAUUAAUUAUCAAUGUACCUUUGCAUUGCUUUCAAAAAUUUCAAACUUAUUCUGUUUUUUGAGCAUGUCCGUUAUCAUUGGGAGUUUUAUGUGGGCUGGAGGCAAAGUUAAGUAAGCCCAACUUGCUUAUACAUAUUAUGUUUCUUUGCAGGCAUGUAGGGUUGUGUAAUUAACAAAAAGAAAAUGUAACUAUACUUAAGAGAACUUUUGGGCAUGUGAAACUGUUUUUGAAAGUAUGAAACAUUCCAUUACCUCGUUUAGGGUAAAAUUUCAAUCCGGAUUGAACCUGGAGUGGAGUGAGGAAUCUAGAUUGAAAUUUUACUUAAAACACUUUGUUGUUGACUGAAGUUGGAGUGAAGUGAGAUAAUCCACUCCACUUGUUUAGGUGGACUGGAUUGAAGAAUCCGGAUUGAGAUUUUACUUUAAACACGGACUGGAGUGAAAAGAAAACACGCACGAGCAAGCCGCUGCCAUGUUGCAUUGUUUGUUAUUGGUCUCGUUGCAUUUCAGGCAUAAUUUGUGAAAAUUGCAAAAGAAAGAGCAGAGGAACGUGUGGACAGAGAUAAAAGUAGAGUUAUUGUUGGACGUAAUGAUUGAAAAACAUAUUUUAAGAUUGCUGGACAGAAAAAAGGUUAGAUCGCACCACAACAUUUUCAGUUCGUGUUGACUCCAACUUCGAUCUUGUUUACAUUUCAAUCUGGAUUGUGAUAUUUACCAUAAACGCAUUUCGUCAGUCUAUGUUCGUUACACAUUCACUCUGAGUUCACUCCACUCCAGGUUCAAUCCGGAUUGAAAUUUUACCCUAAACGAGGUACAUGUUCUUUUGGAAUGGACAUGAUGCUCAACAUUUAAUAAUUAAAAUUGAAGAAUUGUGGAGAAGAUGGCUCUACUGUGCUAUAGGUACUUCCUUAAUAAUUUUUUUUAAUGAAUCACUACGGAGUAAUUAUACACACUAAAGUGCAAAAAUAAAUUUCCUUCUCUCUAGUGUUAAACUAUAACAAUAAUUUUUGGUGAACGAAACUAUAACCGCUUAGCAAUUCAUUAAAAACAGUCUAUGGAAAAAAUAUUUCUUGCACAAUAUGCCAAUUUUCCCAGGAAUGCUCAAUUGAUAGUUUAAAUGUUCAGUUUGAUCUCUUUGAGAAGAAUGAAAUAGAAUUCCAAAUAGAGCAGAUUUUAAUGUAUUAAACAAAAGUUUCUUUGAUCAUUCAGAUAUUUAUGUAACAUGGAGAUUAUGAACCUUUUAGACCAAGAGCUAGGGCAACUUUAUUUACCCCACGUUUACCAUAAACUUGAGUCUGGUUUUAAGAAUAACCAUAACCUACUGUCUUCAGAAAGGUAUUUCUUAAGGUUGGCGAGUGGUGGGGGUAUGAGUAAUGACGUCAUCAAUAUGGCUGCCGCACCAACUUGUGGCACUAUACUUAAAUAAACGUAUCUCCGCAAGGAAACGUCGUAGAGCUUUGUUCUUUUUUUAAUAUUGCUCAUAAUGAAUUAACGAAUGUUUUGUGUAAUGUAAAUUUAUUUCGUAAGGUUAAUAGUUUUCGUGAUAUUUAGUCUGAAACUAACAUUUUCCCUUUUUUUUGUUUUCUAGCGAAUGUUUAAAGCCCAGCAACUCUUAAACCGUUAAGAAUAUAAAACAAAUUAUCAAAAUAAAAAGUUUGCUUAGAUUUUGAGCUAUUUGAAAAUGUCUAGAAACAUGGGCUUUGGAUGCAUUGUAAGAUAGUAGGGAUGGGACGAAUCCACAUUUUGGUCGAAUCCGAAUCCUUGUUCGAAUCCUCGGUGUUUGUCAUCGAAUCUCGAAUCCCAGUCCCACAAUAAACUUCACAUGUUAUUAAAAAAAAUCACACAUUUAUUUUAAAAAAUUACAUAGGCCUAUGUAUUAAAAAAAAUCACAUGUGUAUUUAUAAAAUUAUAAAAUAAGUGCAUAGUAUAGUGUAUACACCUGAUAUAAAAUAGAGACAAAUAACCUCAAAAACCACACACGUAAGUUUGCAUCUGUCUAAUUCUCUGUUAAAUUAAUCAUUCCUAUGUUUUCAAUAAAAUACGUUUGUAUAACAGACACCAUUAAAAAAAAUUUAUGUUUUUUUCUGCAGUGUUAUAUUAUUGAAGGUUGGAAAUGAUCGAGUAGUUAUGCUAAUUGACAAAAUGCAGCGUAGUUUGUGCUUUUUCCGUUACCUUUAUAAUAAUAUAGUUUAGGUAUAAAAUUUUCUAGAGCUGGACGAACCUCAAUUCUGUGGUUUCGAACCGAGCCAAACCAAACCUCAUACAGAAAUAAUUGUUUUGAAUUAAAAUGAACCGACCACCAGAAUUUUGGUCUUUAACUGAAUGGUGAGAAAGAAAAGUUCUCCAGCCAUAUGUAAAAUUAAAACAUUAUAUAGCUUAGCUUUAUUAAAUUGCAAAACAUUUUAUAAGUAAAGUUUAUGCAAUAAAUAAUGAAGGAAAGAAAACAGUUUAGAGAAAAUCAUUUUGCAUUUAAUUUCUUUAUAUAUACAUACUUUUAAUUCAUGAAGAAGUUCCAUCUAAAUUUCAUAAAGAGUAUCUUCCUUUUUCAGUGUACACUAACCUUCAUUAAAAAAAAUAUAAUAUUAUAAAGAUGACGAACAUUCAGCACAAUGCCACAUAACAUAUUUUUGUGGUAGACAUAACCUAACAUUUUUAAUAAGUAAAACUUUUUAAUAGGACAUUAAUAAAAAGUCGAAUGUGAAUUAAGUUACCUAUCUACAUUACAAAACCCGCUGACUGCAGUUGCUGUUUUCUUGAAAGAAUGCUGCUCGUCAGAAGAAACUUUAGACAUUUUUUGGGUGGUUCUGGGUCAUCUGGGUCAUUAUCUUUUCUCCAUUUGGAAAACUUCAACGACGGAAGCCUGCUCAUCGCAAAUCACCUCACGAACAAUAAUAUUGUAAACGUAACGUAAGAAGUGUGGUUAUAGAAAUUUGCGUCAAAAAAAGAAAACACGAGAAAUAAUGAUGGCUGCCGCGACUAUGUUAGUCAACUUAGUACCGUACUGUAAAAUUUACUGGACCAGUACUUUUAAUACACAAGAUUAAAUUAAUAUUUUCAGUACUUGACUGUUAUAACCAAAAAGGCCAAAGAAAAUAAAUACAUCCCAGUAAUUUAAAAUACGUAAUUUACGUAAUAAUUUCCUACCGCAUUUGUCUUGUGUUAACUUGAUCACGUUAGUUUUGCCGAAAUACGAGAGUUCUCGUACAUGCGCUUUAGUUUAACGCAUGGGGUACGCAAUCUUUGGUGAUUGUACAACACUUCUCGUACACGCACUAUAGUUAAAGGUAUAGUAUACAAUACCUUUGGCAUUUGUACGAUAGUUUAUUUUACGUAGUACGAGAAAUGCAUACAAAAAUCUCUAAAGUAAACAAAAAACAAGGCGCGCCUAUAUGAAAAAAAUGCUAUGCGCGUUAUGCAACGAUUAAUAAUUUUAUUUUUAUGUCUGCGCUUGAAACUGUUGAGGCGACGAUUAUACAAUAAAAGUCGGAAUAUUACAAGUAAUGGAAUUUUGUUGUGCUGUUUUGUGAAUGGUCUCAAAUGGGGGUUAGAAAAUUAGAAAAACGUAAUUUUUUUAAACGAACGUUCGGUGUUUCGAAUAUAUUUUAUGAGGUUUCGAUGAACUGAACAUAAGGGUUCGGUUCGGUUCGGUUCGGUUCUAAAUUUUCGAACUUCGCCCAGCACUACAAUUUUCAAUUACUACCUAAAACUCUUAAAAACCCACCUCGAAUCCUACCUCGAAUCCCACCUCGGAUCCUACGAAUCCUCGAAUCCAUAGGAUUCGGUAUAUUCGACGAAUCCAAGAUUCGAAAAUCCCAUCCCUAUAAGAUAGUAAAUGGUGGUUAUUGUUUAACUCUUGAAGACACUAACUGCACGACUAACCCGCUGUGGCAUGAAUUUUGAUAGUUACAGACUGUCCUCUCUGAUGAAUUGGUAUGUAUAUUUUUUGUAUUAUAAUCACAAACAAAGACUUAAUAAGAAACAAAUUAAAAAAACAAAUGUGUAUGCAUAUUUUGUCCAUUGUAUUGUAUGUGUCUUCACUUUAGUAGAUACCUAUGCACCAAUGCACCUAAAAAAAUCAUUUUCAAGUUACUGUAAUGUAAUAUUUAUCUGUUAAUGCUAAAUCUUGUAAUAUACAUAAAAUAAGAUAGCAAAUUCACUGUACAUAAACCAUUAAAAAUUAGCACUCACAUUCUUGUUUAAGCAGAUGUUUUUAUCUGCUGUCCUUAUUACUCAUCAUCGGAGUCUGUAUCACUAUCACUGCUUCUUAAAGCAACUUCAUCCUCACUUGCAGAAGUAUCGUCAUUUUCAGGCGGAGUAAUAUCAGGUGACAUUGGCCCUUCAUACCACUUAACUCGGUAUUUUCCGUUUUCUAAGCUCCAGCCAUGACAGGUAGGAUCAAUGUUUUCCAAAGGGUUACGAAGGUUGGCAUGUUUCCACAUCCAGGCUACAGCAUUGCUACGCUUUACUUUUUGUUCUAAAUCAGCUUUUGAGGGAGGAAGAAGAGUAGGAUCAACAGGCCUAAGUUUUGACAAAGGUUUACUUGUUAGCUGAGGAGACGUUUUGUUUUGAAAAUAUGUUAUCUCACUUCUGUUACUGAGACGUACGAAGGAUGGCCAUACAUACCACACACAAAUGUCUCUAAACCAUUCCGCAAUGAUUCAUCCACCAAGAUGGAUUCUCCUAAUUUAGCCAGAGUUUUUUGGUGAGCAAUGCUUUUUGUGAGAAUGUUAAAUGGAUUGAUUUUACCUUGUCUGGUAAAAGCAGCAGUGUAAUCUGAGCCAGUGAUGGCAUGAACGCCUGGCAGGCUGUCAGCUAUUUGUGUUCCUAGUUCUCUUGCUAUUUUUGAGACAUUAAUAUAUCUUCUAGAGUUGUUUGAAGAUACACCACAUUCUAGCCAUAAUUGUGCAUUAUUUAAGUUUUUUUGGUGAUAUAUCAUUAACACUAAAAUAUCUGAAUCGUUAGCUCGCACCAAAACAUUUUUCGCUUCGUCAUGUUGAAUCAUGUGUGUAAUAUGCCAAAUUAUUCUCGUAUCCGCUUCACUGUGUAGGCAGGCUAGUUCUUUAACCUCAUUUACAUUCAUUUUGUCACCUAUACAUGAGUACUUGUAACAUGUAUGUUUUACACCAACAUACAGCGUUUUAUUGCCUAGCAAGUGGCAAUAUUUGGAAGAUCUCCAUUCUUUGCAUAAAAACUUUGUUAAAGAUGUCUUGAAGGUCUCAUUUCGUAGAGCUACUGAAGACUUUUUUGGAGUUUUUUGUUCCGGUCCAGACACAUUUAUUUCACUCACUAUUGUUUUAGCACUACGAAUGUCAUGUGCUGUAUCCUUGAUAGUUGGAGUACCAUAGACGUCAAACACUAAGUGAAUUUCUCUAGCUUCUCCAUUACAGAUUAAUCCCAGAAUGUUUUUGGCAAGACCUUCAUAGGUAUCCGGGAAUUGAAUUAUGUGCAGGAUGAACAUAGUGUCAAAGACUAUUGCGUCAACAGUAGAUGGAGUGGAUAUGACAUCUUCUUUUAGUAGCUCUUCCAACUUAUGCAUUAAUUUUGAUUUGCAUGUUUUAUUCAUGGAGCCAUCCAGUUGUCCAAGAGCUAGGGGAACUGGCGUAAGAGGAUAAGCCAUAACACCCUUCAUGUCAAACUUCUGUUCAGAUGCGACAUUGAGAAGUCUUGCAAAAAGAUCACGGGUGCAUUUUACGAUAUGGAGUUUUUUUAUCUGACCCAUGCAUAGUUUUAGAAGCACACAUAUAAGCACAGUUCGUAACAAGUUUUCUUGGUAUUGGAAGUUCAAUAUUUCGCGGAUCACUGACAUACAACAUCUUAAAUUUUUGAAAUGCCUCUGUGCCUUUGAAGUAUGCACGUAGGAGAUCUUUGCUUACAUUAUCGUCCACAACAUAUCCAUUGGCUAUAUUUGUAAAAGGUGUUUCUCUGUCCAUUUCUUCAAAAGGAUCUGAAAAGCUUUUGAGUGAAGAUAUUACACCAUUAACAUCUGUGUUGUCUUUUUUGAUCCUAUUCUCUUGAAGGUCUUGUUUAGUAUCUGGUUUCCUAGAUACGCCACUGGCUUCCAACAAACUUGUAACUAUUUUGCUUCUCGAUGAUCUAGUUUUCAUCCACCUUUUCCUGGCUGAAUCAGAGUUGGCAAACGCUGUAAUACCAGUAAGUCUUGAUGCAGCGUCAGCGUUCACUGUUUGUUCUAGAGCCAUGUCGACUGGAACUCUAGAAAAAGAGGCUUGAGAACGUUUUAUAGACAGACCACCUUGAGAAAGAGCUUGUUUUGCACCUGGGCACACUGAAUCAAUAUUUAACAAGUUGAGAAGGUAAAUAGUCAUCCAGCGAGCAUAGUUAGGUCUACUGCAAGCAAAAAAUAUUGGAGUUAUUUUCUGUAUAGCAUCUAUGUACAUGUUCAGAUCGUUCGUUCUGUAAGCUCUACUGAAGUACUUAUAGAUCUCCACAAGAUCUAUGUAAAGCAUGUAGAAUUGAGCAGUUUUGCCAUGAAGUCCAGUUCGAGUUCUUUCUGCAAACUCAAUGUAAUAUUCAUACAGUGUCGUAAUUUCUGGAUUCUCCACAAGCUUAGCAAGCGAAUUUGGCGACAAAUCGGUAUUAAUAUCUGUCACUAGUUUUCUGACCUUCACAGCAAGGCAUUCAUCUCCAUAUUGCUUUAGAAAUGAUUGGAAGUGACACCUUUCUAGAGCAAGUGACAAAACAAUAUGAAUUCUUUUGCACCUAUUAAAAUGUUUCCCCUUCAAGAAACCCGUAAGUGAACCACUAGCUAAUAUGUCACUCUCAACCAGGACUUGUUCGAUACCUGAGCCUUCUAUGAAAUAUCCAAUUGCUCCAAACAGAGCUAGUUCAAUAUGAAAGGAUCCAAAACAUACGAAAACGUUAUCAAAACGUGGUUUCUCCUGAUUUUGAAUCAAAACCGCUAAUUUGGCCACAGCGAGGUCAUAAUGAACAAUGACACAUGGAUCUCCACACUCAUGUGCUACACUCUGGCACUUUUUUAGUGUUUCCAGAACAACAUCAUUACGUGUUGGUGGCAAACUUAUAUUUUCCAUACAUCCUAUUUCCUGAAUAACGGAUAAAUCUUCAGUCGUUUCUGAAUUCCAUCCUGCCCACAUCGGAGUGUUUUUUGACCACUCUACGGAAGUCAUCCAGAUGAAAUCUCUUAUAAAAGCUGCAUAGCAUACAUUUGUGACAGGAUGUUUUAACACUGUGGAGCUAAGUGUAUUAAUCAGUUUAGGCUUUUUCGGGUAUGGCUCCAGAGUUUUGAAGUCAAAUUGGUAAGACCUAGACCUUGCCGUAGAAGUGCUUGCAGUUGCUCUCUGUUCUGUGUUUCUAGCAUCAGAUUCCAUUACUACAUUUUCUGACAAUUUGUUCUGAAAACAAAUACCAAAUGUAUCGUGUAAAGUACCUUUACCUGAUAGUGUCUCCAUAUUACAGUCGAAGUUAUCCCAGGCCAAUCCAGUAGCAAGGCCUGGAGAUAUUUUUAUAUUUUCGGGUGAUAUACUCGGUUUUUUGUCAAUUGAAACUGCCAGAUCAGUCUCCAACGCUUCUGCUGUAUGGUAACAAAUACAGUGUCCCCAAUGAUUGAUUAUAUCAAUGAGUUUUCUACUUCCAGUUAAGCUUUUGAUGCCAAGGCCUAAAAUUAAAUGCUUCUUUGGCUUCACUUUACCAUUCGUAGUAAUGAAAAUUGCAUCCUGUGCACAAGAGCUCACUCUCCUUUCUAACCUUUCGUUUUUAGGUUUUGCUGAACCACCAAACAUUGUUCUAAAAAAUGUUUCCAGCAAUUCAGGCAUUUUGCUUUCACCUUUUAUAAUAUCCUCGACACUCAACGGAUGUGGUAAUUUUGUUCCUUCAGAUUCGUUUAGAAUUAACCUUCUUAGGUACAAAGCGACCUCUUCUAUUUUAGAUUAUGUGGUAGAUGAGUACUGACUUGCUAAUGAAACAGCUUCAGUAGAUGAUAGCUCAUUACUAUAUAUAACAAUUCCAUCUUUAUUAUUAUUUUUUGUUGAACACAAUUUCUUGCCAAAAAAAGAUUUAAGUUUCUCGUGCAGUUUUUGUGCUGAAUAAUUCGAAUCAUGUACUCCUUCUUCGGCGAGAUAGGUUAUGUGCCUAUCACGAACAACAGUAAGAUACUGAGCUUUUUGUGGUUUAAUGAUGUAUUUUGUCACAUACUCUACCGUUCGAUUAAAUGCACUGUCAUGUUUUUGUUUGUGAUUGAAACCCUCCUUUACAUUUUCAGAUGGUAGGUUUCCUGUGUCCAUUUCAACACGUUUUGCAUUAGCUAAGUUGAGGUAUUCUCUUCGGCAAAAGUUAUGGUAAGAAACUUCUUUGGCAAUGAAGUCUACAUCGCAUAUUUUUAAUAAUAACUUGUCAUCUUGCAAAAUAUUGGCGGCACUUUUAAUAUUGUUUUCAGAGUCUCUUGUCUGACAUGUAGUUAUUUGUUCUUCUUUCCCCUUCACCUUUCUUCUCAAAUUUCUACAAAAAAUGCAUUUUCUAUCAAAUACUCCUGUGCACGAUAUUACUUUGACGCUUUCUUCUGAAGAUAUCGAAGACCUUAGAGUAUGUUUAACAGUUGAAUAUUCUAUAUCACCAUCAAGUUUCGAAAUAGCAGUAAAAUUUUUAUAGCACAGACUGUGAUAACAAUGUUUCAUUACAUCAUAAUGUUCAGGUAGGUCUCGGCACAAUACCGAAUACUUUGAAUCUAUUUGAGUCCUUAGCCUCGUACUUGCUGCUUCAUUAUUCUUUGCCAGGAACUGUCUUUAAUUUCAAACUUUUUUCCAGAUACACCUUCUGUGUGUAUUACACAAUGUUUUCUUGCAUCUGACAUUUUGAAGGCUUCCAUGAGCUUCAUAGGAAAGUGUCAACAGGUGAAGUACAUUCACGUGAACCUUCAACUGCGAGUAACACAAUCCUUAAAAAUAAUAACAUAAGUUAAGCUGAGUAAACAGUGUUCAAGAGGGUAUUCAAAUUAAUUAUAGCCAAGGAUAGAUGCAAAGGUUAAAGUAGCAAAUAGUUACAUUAACUUAGUUCGUUUAAUCAUGGGCAAAGGCCUCACGUGGUUCAUCAUACAAAUACAUCAUUCUUUCACAUAUAAUUAAUACUUGCUUAAUACUGAUAGUGCUAGUACACAUGCCACGGCAAAAUACGUGAACGCAUAUCUAUAUUUUCUUUAGGAUUAAAUACUUGAUAGAAUACAUGAUAGAAACUUGAAAGAUACUUGAUAGAUAGAAAUUUUACAAUUAAUUUAACGCUUACACACAGGGACAAUGAAUGUCGUUUACACAGACAAAUGCCUCAUUAGUGAAUACAAAACACGUUAAUUGAACAUGCAGGCGACCGCGGCCUGACCUACACUAGGCGGUUUAAAGCUUAGUUUAAAGCAUGAUAAAGCAUGAUAUCAAAAGAAAACUCACAAAUGAAUACAUUAAAUACAUUACGUAAAAAACAAGUCCAAACGAAGAGUGACGACAUGACGAGGAGAAACGUCAAACAAAUUACACGUGAUAUAGAGAGCAAUUAAUACAAAAACGAGCAAGAUAAAAAAUAAAUGACAAAUAGAAUUUAGUUGGUGACGGCCGAAAUAAGAAUUUAGAGAAUAGCAAUUACCAAUUACCAAUUACAUAACUGUAAGGGUCACCACCUUACAAACACUUACGUGCAUUCUCCCCGCUGUCACACUCUCUCUCUAAAGCAAUUAUCUGACUACAUGCUUAAUUCAGCAACGGAUGACCACCGACUAAGUGCUAACGAACAAGAAGAACCUUCAAGGCAAUACAUCUAGUUUUAAGUAAGAAAGAGGGCGCCACGCGCAUGCGCGGACACCUCAAGAGGGGAGGUCAGACACAGCACUGGACGCAGAAAAGGGGGGGGGGGGGGGGAAGUAGGAAGGGAAGGAGCGCCGAAGCCCGCCGCACGGCGCGAAGUUCAAAUGACGCGCACCGACCACUUCAAUUUUAUUAAUGCUUCUUUUCAAAACAGACCUGAAACAAAAUUAAAUUAUCUUAAGAAACAAAGACUGAUAUGAUGUGCACAGUUCAAAUUAGAAAUAAAUGUUCCAAACAAAAAACACACCUGCCAGCUACAUCAUCAAGCACAAAGCAUUUAAACAUAUGGGUUCUAAAACAGAAAAUCACUUGUAAAUUCCACAAAUAUCUUCUUAGUGCUACAUUUCCAUACAUUUUCAAAUACAGUAGAACCCCUGUCAUACACUUUUCAACGGAGGGCACAAAAAUGGUGUAUGAUGCGGGAAAAUGUAUGAAAAGGGAAUGGCAAUAAUGAAAUUUUUUUCCAAUCCAGCAUAUCAGCACAGUGCCAGAUUAAACAUAAAUAUAUAUGUGUAAAUAAUUGCAUUAUAUUAAUGAAAGAUAUGAAUUCAUCAUUAUAUUAUACAUAUAAUAAAACCACCAGAAAUGUAAAAUACAGUCCAUAAUCAAGUAAAGCUGACAUGAGAAACAGUGGCCUUAAAAAAUGUUAUGAAGUCCUUUCUUGGAGGGGGGGAAAAGUCACCAAGACUAAAUUAGAAAUUUAAAAAAUUAGGCUAUUGUAAAAAAAAAAAAAUCAGAAAUUUUUGCUUGUUUAUUACAUUUUACAAACAACUUUAUGCAACAGAACAAUUUUCAAUAAAAUUUUAACUUGAGAAACGUAAAAUUCAAAACAAUCCAAUCGUAAAAAAACAAUAACAAACGGAUAUAUUCAGUUCAAAGAUAAACGACUGCACAAAAUAUGAGAUCCGUGCCUUGGUAAAGCACGUGCACCAUUUUCAUGAUCAUUUCUUGUUUGUGCCACUAGUCUCGCUUGGUGCUGGCCAUAGAUGCUACUAGCGAAGUGCACAGUCUUCCUGAUACUAUCCAUAUCUAUGGUGUGAUAGUUAUUUUCUUACGUUUGCAAAUUUUAUUUAUUUAUUUAUUUAUUUAUUUAUUAAAAUCCACCACUAGAUCCCCUUACAAGCAUUACACUUGGGGAUAUGGGCUUAGUCAAAUUAAUAUAAGUAUACAUAUUUACUUUAUAUACAUACAUUCCUUUUUCAAUACUUAUAAUAAAUUACAGUCACAAAUUAAAAUUAAAGAAUAAAAUUUCCCAUAUUAUAGAUAUAUCAAAAGGCCUGUGUUUCAUAAUACACUUGGGGAUAUGGGCUUAGUCAAAUUAAUAUAAGUAUGCAUAUUUACAAUAUAUACAUAAAUUCCUUUUUCAACACUCAUUACAAAUUACAAUCAUAGAUUAAAAUCAAUGAAUAAAGUUUCCUAUAUUAUAAAUAUAUCAAAAGGCCUGUAUUACAUAAUAAUAACAUGUUAAAAAUCAUUGAUAUCUGAUAUUGAAUAAAAAAUUUUUUAAUUAUAAAAUUUCUAAGUUCUUUCUUAAAUUCAUUGUGAUUGUUUAGAAGUAAUAAUUUUUUAGGCAACUUAUUAAAAAGCGUAAUACCUUUAUGUUGAACUCCCUUUGCAUAUAACGUAGUUUUAUAACACUUAGGUUUGAGUUUAUAUUGAUAACUAGUUUCAUAGUAAUCGAUAAAAUGAGUUUCUUUAAAAUUUUCCACAUUUUCUUUUGUAAAUAACAGUAAACGAUAAACAUAUUCGGAGUAAUAUGGUAAAAUAUUUAGUUCUCGAAAAUAUAGUUUACAGGAGGAAUUUGGUUUCUUAUUACAAAUAAUUCGAAUAGCUCUUUUUUGUAAUCUAAAAAUGUUCACACUGAAACUACUAUUUCCCCAUAUUUCAAUUCCGUAAGUCAUGUAAGAGUGAAAUAAAGCAAAAUAAGCAGUACGUAAGGAUUCCUUAUCUAAUGUAUUGCUUAAAAUUCUGAGUGCAUAACAUGAUUUGCUUAAACAAUGAUCGUUUUUCAAAAUAAAAGCAUUAAAACUGAGUUUAUAAGGAGGAAUAUAAAAAAAAUUUGUGGAUUAUAGGACUUUUCCGCUUCGUAAAAACGUAUGAAACGGGAAAUUAAUGGUUUUAUAAGUGUAUGUUCCGGGAAAGUAAACCAUUGUAAAUAUAGUACUUUCGGCGGGACCGAAAUUAAUCGGCGUAUGACACGGGAAAAUGUAUGAAACGGGAACGUAUCAUCGAGGUUCUACUGUACUUCAAAAUCCAAGCAAACUUUUUAUUUUGACAAUUUUUUUUAUAUUCUUUACGGUUUAAAAGUUGCUGGGAUUUAAACAUUCGCUAGAAAACAAAAAAAAGGAAAAAUGUUAGUUUCAGACUAAAUAUCACGAAAACUAUUAACCUUACGAAAUAAAUUGGCAUUACACAAAACAUUCGUUAGUUCAUUAUGAGCAAUAUUAAAAAAAGAACAAAGCUCUACGACGUUUCCUUGCGGAGAUACGUUUAUUUAAGUAUAGUGCCACAGGUUGGUGCGGCAGCCAUAUUGAUGACGUCAUUACUCGUACCCCCACCACUCGCCAACCUUAAGAAAUACCUUUCUGAAGACUGUAGGUUAUGGUUAUUCUUAAAACCAGACUCAAGUUUAAGGUAAACUGGGGUAAAUAAAAUGUGCCCUAGCUCUUGGUCUAUUUCUAUUGUCACAGUAAUGGUGCAAACAUACGCAACUGAAUGGCCAUACGGGUGGGAAUUUACAGGUAUGGCAUCAUCGAACAGUGAUGUGACGUGCCAGAUGUCGGAAUUACAUAGGAAGGUUUGGGCAGCAGUUGAAGUUUAAAAGGCUCACGGGUCGUGUGGGAGAGUUGAGAAAACACUCGUAUCUGGGUCUUGCCCUGCGCACAAUUUGAGUUCGUGUACCUCUUACGGUCGGCCAAGUGAUAAUUUUGCUCGCAGUUUGUAACAAUAGUUAGUGUAAUUCAAAGUGAGAGUGAAUGCCACUUAGGCCCUGCUACUGUGAGAUGGUCCUUGGCCGUUCUGAUAUGUGCUGCUCCCAAUUCUGAAAUGUAAUUGGGCGUACAGUCAUUCCCGCAUGCUGUGAUGCUACAGUCGAGAUGGCAGACUUUUAUCUUGUGGCUAGCAGGGGUUCGUGAUUCAUCAUCUUUUGUGACGUGUGCCAAUCAGAUUAAUACUGGUUUUACACAGGUGCAGUGAAAAAGUAUCUCCUCAAUUUUUAUGUUAAUAUUGCAGGUUAAAACGUUUGUAACUUAAAAUUUAUUUCAUAACUGGAAUAAUUAUUCCAUACAGAUGAAUGAAAUUUGGCUUUGCUUACAUCAAAUGAUUUUAACAGUUCCAUGGACCAAUCGUAAACCAGAGUAGGAGCCACGAGUGGAAGACGAGAAUCUUUCUAGUCUACACCAUCGUUAGUCUGUGAUGGAAGUAGUCUUGCCUACAACAGAGAAGUUGUAGUUACCAAGUUACAGUGUUAUAGCGGAAUUUUUUUGGAGAUGAAAUAUCAGCAAAAGUGGGGUUUUUGUUCUUGCAGCUUUUAGUUGUGUUUUAUUUGUAACACGUGAUUUGGUUGUAUUUGAGUUGAGGGUUCUUCUCCCAUACCAAAUUGUUUUUGUUGUUGUGCAGAGAAAGGUUUCUGAUACUUGUAAUGGAUAUCACAAAGCAUGAAAUGUGUUUAGAAUUUCUUGUUUGCCUCCUUUUUCAGUCUUUGAUAGUUUUUUAAGUGCUUCCAUCUUUUAUGCUUUUCUUUGUGCCGUUGUAAGAUUGUACAGUUUUCAUCAGCUGAACCUUUUUUUGAAGUAGGGUUGAGUACUUAUACUUACAAAUAUAAGCAACAUAAGAUAGAACAAAGAUGGUCUUGGAAGCACUUCUUCACAUUGCAAAGUAAAAAAAAAAAAAAUAUAUAUAUAUUGUACAGCAAUGUUCACUGAAAUUCUGUUAAUGACAGGGUAUCCACAUUAUAGAAAGUUAGGGAAGCUGGAAUUUGCCAGUAAAAAAUAGGGAAUUUACUUGAAAUCCUGGGAAAGUCAUGAUAAUUUCAGAGUUGUUGAAGGGAAAAUAUCAUGCUUCAGUCUGCUAUCACCCAUGGCAUGUGCAAGGUUCUAUUUGAAUUAAGAAAGUGGAGAAAGAACUAGGCCAGCUAUGGAGAUGGUGAAGGCUGGGGUUUCUUUUUUUCUUGAAGAAAAUUUCAAAAUAGGUAAUUUAAUUUUUUUUUAAAGUCGGGAAAAAAUAUAAUUUUGUUUUGGGAAAAGUCUGGGAAAUUUUAUUACAAAGUUGUGUGGACUCUCUGUAUAAGAUUCUGGAAUACUUAUUUAUUUGUUUUAGAUUUUAUAAUCAACUUAUUAAGAGAGUUAAAAAAAAAUAUGUGUGUACAUUCAUUAAAGUCAAAAAAAUAUUUUGACCUCAAUGAGCAGGAAAAUUUUUGAAAUAGGAUCUUUUUAAGACUUGACUUAAUCAACUAUGUUGCAUUGUUAUAUUUGUACAUCAUUAUUUUUGUUUUAUCACAAUUUCUAUGGAUGUGUCACUACACAGAGUGAGUCAGAAUUAAACCUACAAAUUUUGGCUCCAGGUUAUUUACAAAAACCUAAGUUGACUAAUGGUCUUAACUUGGAGUUGAAGAUCUGGUAUAUUGCAAACAAUAGAGAAACAGUUAGCAUCAGGAUAAUGUUUAAUUGAAAACAUUUAUUUAACUACUGCAAAACUUGUUGCUGUUGUAAAAUGAUUUCUUUGAAAUAAUUGAUGUAAGUGUGGAGGGUUACAAUUUGUUAUGAAAAGUUAUUAAAUAAGCACCACCGUAUGUUUAAGGGCACACGGACCCAGCGGAGACUUCUCUCAGAGUGUGACAUUGCCUGUGUAGAUAGCGAGAUUCAGACCCUUCUUAAUUAACCAAAAAUUAUCAUUCCUAGCCUGCUCUGUCUCGGGCAUGCUAUAACAUAGGAUGUUACAGUGGGCUCUUAAGGAAUCCCACACGCCUGAUACCUGCGGCUGGUCGACACAUGGCCAGAUAGUUACACAAUUUCUCAGAUACGUUUAUAUUCGUACUGACAAAUAUAACACACCCUUGUACACGUCUCAAUUAAAAACUGUUUGAAUUGGUUUAAGUGAGGUACGAGUCAUCCUCAUGGUUGCAAUGAAGUUUCAUUUAGGCUGAUUUCAAGUCUCAGUUACGAGUUAAAAUGAAUUAUUUAAGCAUUCUGGCAUCCGAGGCAGGCCCCAAGGACAUUAAGAAAGAGAUUUAGGUAAAUUAAAAUAUAAAACAGAAUUACUAACUCGUUGAUAGCAACGGAUGAAGUCCCCAUGGUGAUGGCAUGUCUUACCUCAGCGGUGAUGAUGUCAGACUGGGGCGACUAAGCGCGCUCUCCGAGGCAUCACGGCAUCUUCGCGCGAGCAAGAAAUUGUUAAGCUUAUUCAAAUUUGGGCCAUGGCCCAUGGCCCCAUGGGUGAUUAAAAGAAAAACAUAUAAAACAUAUAAAACACGCCCCCUCGUUAUUAAUUAACAUACAGUUUAGUAAUUAAUAAUUAAGUAAUUGAUCAUUUAGUCUGCUUCUGCCAACUUUAGGUCUGUUCAUAUCAUUCAGCUCUGUCUUGGUGAAAUACGCCAGCUAAUUAUUUAAAACACAUACCCUUAGGGACAAAAAUUAGGAGUUACUGGUUUACUUAAAAGAGGUACGCAAUACUGCAUGGGGUACACAAUACUGCAUGGUAGGGUGUCUUCCAGAGUUGUAGUGCUGUGUUUAAACAUACACACUUACAUACAGCGGCAGUACAAAUGCCAGGAAAGUUCGGGGAAGAAGUGAAAUCUUACCAGGCUCAUAGGGGCAAAGCCUCGGUCGAGGUCAAACUUGCCUUUAAAAUGUAUCGGAAAUAACAAAUAUGGGCGUGACCCUCAAUUAUUUCAAAGAAAUAAUUUUAUGACAGUGACAAGUUUUGCGGUAGCUAAAGAUCUGUGUUCAAUUAAAUGUUAUACAGAUGCUUGGUGUUCCAUUAAAAACUUUCUUUAAAUAAACCAGUUGUUCAGCUCCAACAUCAACUGUAGCUGAAGUUUCUUGGUCAAUUUUGACUCAUUCUGUAUACACACAUAAUUUUUCAUAUAAUUUUUUGUUGUUAAUUUUUGGCACCAGACAUAUUCUACAGUAUUUGAAAAAAAAUUGGACAAAUAUUUAUAACUGUGGCCCAACUAUUUGCAUCAUGACCACACACUUUAAUUUCACGUUCUGUAUUUGCACUAUUGGGUUAUGCAGAUAACUUUUUUUGAAAUAUUUUGUUGAAGCCAAGCCUUAAAUGAGAUUUACUAAGUAAACACAUUUUUUUUGCAAAACUAUUCCAUUAAAAAUCUAAACAUUAUGUCUAUCUUUGUAUAAUAUUUUGGCAUUUUUCAAGAGGUUAGUGAUAGAAUUUUUUGAAAAAUUUGUUUUUAUAGCCAUUAAAAAACACGAUUUUAUGUCUUAGGUUUACUAUUUAUUUUAGUUAUUUUUGUUAUUUGGUUGACAAAUGAUAAUUUUUCCUGGAAGAGUUUGGAAAUUAUGUUUUUGGUGUUUGGAGCCACCCUCUUAUAUAUUCUUUAUGUAUGUCACUUUGGCAUGGAGUGUGAACGGUAAUUAUGCUGAUGUUAAACAAUAGAGAAUGGAUAGUAAUAAUUUUAGACUGAAUUUACUAACUUCUUUAGCCUGUAACGCUCCACCAACAGUGUUGGUGUCCUCUAUCUGCCAUACUUAAUUUAUGCUAGAGUUAUAAAGCAAGUAACUUACAACUAAUGUCCCUCCCCCCCCCCCCCCCCCCCCCCCCACCUGUUUGUAAACUGCUAUCGACAAGCUUGAGGCACUGAACCUUCCCCUAUCUCCGUGCAACGGCACAGCAAGCAUCAUGACCGUCAAGGCCUAGGUACUUAUCCGAGAGACAGAAAAAUGAAAGCAGUAUUUAAAUUGCAACUUUUCAACACACACAUUAUUUCCUCAUAAAAUGCAAUCAAAAAUGUUAAGACUGCAAGUGAAUAGGAAAGUCUGUUAUACUUAAUGCACAAGAAUUGAGGAUUUAUUUUCAAAUUUUUAGUAAUGAUAAGCUUCAUCUUAUACUUAUAUCCAUGGACUAUGGCAAUGGUUAUUAUGGGCUACUGAGCAUUGAGGUGUGACAAAUAUCACAUGUUAAAUUAUGUAAUUGAUUUUGGGUUAGCAUGUUGACACUACCCUUGUAAAAUAUAUGUUUAUAUAUCAUGUAUGUUAUGUUGUGAAAAUUUUAUUUUCUAUGUAUUUGGUUUUGUAUAUGUAUAUUUUGUAUUAUUGUUAUAAAAUGGAAGUGGCAGUGUUUAGUUGGCUUUGAGCUGUUUGUCAGUGCUGUAACUAUUUUAACCAUAAUUAGUCCUGAUAUUUGAGAUUUUUCAAUUUUUUGCUGUAAUUUUAAUAUUGAACCUUUUUGGAUCGACAGAGAAUAAAUAUCAUCUUCCUAAACUUUUAUACCUUGCUAUGUUUUGGUAUUCAUAGACCGAUGCGUUAUAUAACUUCCGUGAUGAUUUUCGUAUGUGUUUCAAUGUUGUCAGUCAUUACUCAUAUGAUUUACAGACUGCAACAUUCCUUUUUAUUUGAAUACAUUUGCUUGCGUUGCGUACAAUUGCCAACCAUUCUGAGAUGUAUUUUGUAAUAUGUUACUGAGAAAACAAAUUUCAAGCUUUCUGGCCAUGUAGUAUAAUUAUAUGGAAGGAAAGAAAAUAUAAACGAAAAUGUUUAAAUUAAUUAGUAAAAAUGGUGAGGAAGUCAGGUGAGUUAAACUGGACAAUUAUUCUAAAAUCUUGAAAAUGUUUGUCAUUAUUUCUCGUAAGCGACUACAAGUGAGGUAAUAAUUUUGAUGGGGAAAGACAAAUCUUAUAUAUAAAAUUCUCGUGUCACAGUUUUCGUUGCCAUACUCCUCCGAAACGGCUUGACCGAUUUUGAUGAAAUUUUUUGUGCUUAUCCGGUAUCUAUGAGAAUCGGCCAACAUCUAUUUUUCAUCCCCCUAAAUGUUAGGGGUAGUCCACCCCUAAAUUUUUUUUUUAUUUCCAGUUUUUGGUAGGAAAUCACCAUGGCAACGGCUGUUGCUUUGUUGAUGCUUCAUUCGUCUCUAUGGCAACGGCUAUUUCAUUGUUAGUGCAGUCCUCAUCACCGUUGAAAUUUUGCAAGUACUUUAAAUAUCAAAAAUUGCCCUUUUUUUUCAAGUAUAUAUAUUUUACAGACUUGAAACUUCACAGUAAUGUUCCUUAUGUUACGCAGGUGGUUAAAACCAGGCAACAGUGGGUACUUUGUCUGCAUGAGAACAGUAUUUUGCAUUGUUCAUGCCUUCUGCGUCUCCAUGGCAACAGGCAUCACGCGGCAGUGGCGUACCCACAACGAGGGGCAUGUAUUAUGAGCGGCGCAAGAGUGAUCUGCCUGUAGACUGCCGUAGCGAAGUACGGGUACAUCAGUUUUAUGUUGCGUGCACGAGUCGGGAAACCAUCGGUACAUUAUACAGCAUUGUAAUAAAUUUUCACGGAAUUUUUUAUUAUUUACCAUUACUGUAAAUGGGAGAUGUGGCAUAAUUCUUUUUCCAUUAGUAUAGCCGUGCGAAGCCGGGUCGGGCAGCUAGUAUUUAUAUAAAAUAUAUAAUGACUUGUAAGAAACUUAAAAUAUAUUUGGUACGGCAACAGGUGGCACGGCCCGUGCUAUAUGCAAAAUCUCCUACCAAUGUGCCUAUACCAGCCCACAGAAUGUAUCGUAAUAAAGUGAUGAAAGUAGUGUGGUAUGUAGAAUAUAUUGUAUGCAGUAUUAAUUGCAAUAUCACAUAAUGAACACAUACAAACCCAGUAAAUUAAAAUCACAUGUAAAUUAUUAUGAAUAUAAUAAUAAAUGAAGUAAAUGUGAAAAAUAAUAACUAUUAAACAUUUACAAAACAUUUACUUAGAAAGUUAAAGAGCACACAAAAUAGGAUUUUAUUACAAUAUUAAAAUUAUUCAGUUAAAUAGCAAUAUGUUUAUUUCGAUCUAUGCAAGUAACUGAAGUUUCACUUCAUGUAAUUUAAGUGAGCUACCCUUGAAUGCUUAGUAAUACUUCAAGAUAUAAGUAUGAAUAUCUGGGUUAUAUGUAUCAACACUAGUAAACACUUUCAGCACAAUAAAGUGCUGCAAAAUACUCAAGGUUCGGUAGAGCUGUGAAAUCUUUGUCGACAGGACCUCUAGGAACGGACAGCAUAGCCUCCAGGAAAUUCAGUUAUAGCGAUGUAGAAUGAUCUAAAACUACAACUGUAGACAUCAGGAACUCAGCUACAGUAGUUCCUCCAGAUUGCUGAAAACUGCUCGGAAUUUGGGACAGUCUCACCAAAGACGAUCUCUCGGAUCAGGAUGCAGGGCGUCAUCGGCAACUCGGCCGAAACUUCCAGACUGGAAUAUCGUAAACGCCCGACGCGAAUGUUAACUAAGGCUUUGACGUUACACCCUACGUCUGUCACUACAAAUGGCAGACGUCCUGAAAUUUAACUUACGUAGAAGAUAACUAAUUGAUCCGCGGUUUUUGCGAGGUCUUCUCGACUCCUGUGUGGGGUUCCAUGGGAAUCGGGACCACUCCACACACAGGAGACGUCUUGUCCGAUGUCCUGCUAAAAAGUGACUCUUUUCUACGCUUCCUUAAACUGUAUUAUUACUAGAAACUUCCAAAGAGAAACAUUCCUAUGAGAAAUAUUGGAUGAAAUAAUUUCUACCGGGUGAACAGGUGUAAAUUCAAGAAGAAAUGUGUUGCCUAGAGCAGACUCAGUACAAAAAGGAAUGAUCUAAUUAUAAAAAUAAAUAUAAUUAAGCGAAAUUAAAGUGUAAAUGAUGAUAAUUGAACACUCGUGAUGGGUAGCUCACACUAUAACACUAUGAUAACUUUAGUAUGAAAUAUUACAAUAAUUAAAACUUAAUAUUUAAAAAUGAAUGCAAAAUAACCAUAAUAAACAUCGUGUAAACUUUCUGAAUGGUUACAUUAUAUUUUUUUGUCACAAACAGUACUGUCUGAAGUUAAAAAUAAAUUGAGAAAACCAUCUAAAAUCAGCACUUCAGCAAAACCUAAAAUAACUGUGUUUGUUUCUCCACAGCUGUGGCUAAAGUUUCCAAUGAACAUUGAUGCUAAUAACGAGGAGUCAUCGUUAUAAAAGUUGAAUCAAUUACGCUUGGCUCAAGUUUUUCAAACAAUUUACGUAAUGUCCGUUUAUAUCUUUUUAUUUUUUUAUACAUAAUUUCCUGAUUCACUGAAAUGAGUCUGUACCUUUUUUUACUUUGUUAAAGUUAGAAAUAGUCAAGGAAAAAGCUGGCAAGGGUAUGUGAUAAUUUUUGAAACGGGCAUGGGUCUCGUAAAUGUGGGGCGACAAGUGUUGGCAUUCGUUAUAGCUGCGUGUGGUUUUGGACCUGCAAAAAAGUGGACUCAUUGGAAUGCUUUUUAUUGAUAUUCUUAUGAGAUGGUUGUCUUUCAAAUAAAUUUUUGUUGGAAUAAGACUUUAGUGCCAAGUCUGAUUUCUUGGAUUCACCAAAGUAAUUUAUUGGCAUGUUUACAUUUACAACCAAUGUAUUAUGUAAUGUAAGCAUGAGUGAUGUUAAGCAAAUGUGAUUAGGCCCAGCCUGUAUGAAUUUUAAAUGGUAUUUACACUUCAAAAUAAUGAAUAUUUAUAUGAAUAUGAAUAUUGUUUCUGAAGUUCAGUAAAGAGUUGUGUCUAAAAAUUGGGAAAGUAUCAACGUUCAGGUUGAGUCACUUAUAAAUGUGUACUACAUAGGUACAUACCCAAUUUGAGUUAAUAGACCUAAUAUGUAAUCAAAUAGCAAAUACUACUUAAAAACAAUAUCCAUGACAAUUGCAAAUAAAAAAUUAAUUUCAUUCAGGAUUAGUCAUAACUCAAAAAAGCCACCACCCAAAGUUUUUAAUUUUAGGACCAGAAAGUUACCCCAUGCUAAGGGUGAUGUUCACACACCCAUAGAAUGUCUCGUCACCUCUGUGCACUAGGCACUGAACUGGCGUGCGUUCUUCUAACAUCCAGCCACGGGGCUUGGGACUGAAAAAGAUUUUAUUGGUGGUCUGUAGCGAAGCUAGCAGCAUCUCCGUAAUAGAUACCAGCCUGGAGUGUGCAUGUGCUCAUUUAGUUGAUGAGCAGACCAUUAAUUCUGUGAAUUUUUUUUUCCCCUAAAGUCAAUCAUGUAAAUACUGUAGAUAAAUGUUCAUUUUUCAAUCAGGCCUGUGCCUUAUUGUCUGAGACUCAAAACUAGGAUAAUAAGUGGUUAUUUUAAUUGAGAAAUUAUUUGUCAAGCUUUUAAAUCCAGCACUGAUCGAGAAGCUUGCAUUCUGACAUUUAUUUUUGUUUGUUGACCUAGACCACCAAACUUGAUUUUAACAGUAUUUUUUCUUGCCGCAGUCCAGCUUAUUACAAAUUUUUUUUUCAAUUACCAUUGUACUGUGAUUUAUUUAUUUUUGUGCCAUUCCCAUUAUAACUAGUAUAUUGUUGUUCGAUGAUCCGGCAAAAUCACUAACCUGGCUUGGCUGUGGUUCCAAACAGGCCGGAUUAAGGAGCCUUUAAUGUAAUAAGAUUUUUACCGCUUUAUUUUUGCAAAUAAUUUGAACAAAACUUGUGCAUUUCACUAAAUUUAAGCACAUUAGUGUUUGUAUAGUAAGUUUUGUUUGUAGUAAGUAGUGUGUGACAUCUGCAAAAACUGCCAAUAACAUCUAGUGAGAUUUUUUCCUUAAGAGUGCUUGCAAACCAUAAACUUAUAUACACCAAUCCCUCACUUAGCACGACUAAUGCAUUCCUAAAAAUGUUCGUGUUAUCCAAAAUCAAGUAUUCUGAAGCACUGGUCUCCAUAAAUAGCAAUGCUAAUUUACUUAAUGUGUUCCAAAAUGUGUAGGGAAAUAUUCUUCACGUAAUAUAAAUGCGUAUAAUAACACUCAAAGAUAAAUAUGCCAUAGCUGAUGUUUGUACAACAGCCGAUAGCAUAGACAGAUUUGCGCAUGCAUCUCUUCCCCCCUUGUAUGGCUAACUGUAUGCCACGGCACAUCUGUUGUUUACAGAACUUGAAACAGACUUCAUGGCGUCAUACCCAACUUUUUUUUUGCCUGUGGAGAUUUCGCGCUAACUGAAAUUUACAGACAUGCUAUUCAAGACUGAAGCAGUGAAAUUAACACUGCGCUAAAUGAAUUUGCUGAGGGAUUGGUGUAUAUAUGUAAAAUUUCCUUGCCUUUUAUCAUUUUAUAUAACUAAUAAUAUUUAUUUAUUAAUUUAUUGAAUUUAUAGCUAGCUGAUAAUCUUACAAAUUGUUUUUUAAUAUAAUAAUAUAAAGAGUUUCUGCCAACUGUUAAUUUGUUAUUCUUUCGCUAUUAUUUAUUAUUUUUAAGGUAUACCUCGAAACAUAAGUGUGUUUUCCGAAUAGUAAGGGCGAUGCAGCCUUUAACACAAGGACCCGUUAUUUCAAGGCUUUAUUCAGUGACAAGUUAACGGUGAACAGAAGUCCAGUUACUUUUAACAUCAAUACAACCUGGUGUAUCACCAAAAAAUUCUUUUUAACAAUGUUGUUUGUAUUUCAUAAUUUUCAUACUAAAUUUGGAGGCAAUUUAAAUUUUCUUUUAUACUCAAGUUAACCAUUUGACAGUAAUCGAUGAGCAGAAAAUAGUGUAGACAGCUGUUGGCUAGCUAAGCAACAAAUUUUUGUUAAAUUUUUACUUAAAAAUAUCACCUCAAACCUCUUGACAUAAAACGAGAGUGACUCGUCCUUUCACAAAAAGCUGCAUAGAAAAUUCUGUAAGAAUCCUUGCAACUAUUUUAGAAGGUCAUUAAAAUGGCCGACAUCCCUUAAGAUGUAUUUUCCUGUUAGGCUAAAGGGUCCUUCAAGGAGGUGAUUGGAAACAGUCAUUGUGUUCGAUUUUAAGAUAUCAGUUGAUUGACUAUGGAAUGUGUGUGUUAUACACAUACCUUCGAAAUAUUUUCGUCAAAAAGCAAUGACCAUUUGUAUCAAGAAAUUUAUACGCUCCCAUUAAAUGUACGCUGAUUUUUGUGUAAUUUUUUUUUGCAUUAAAAAAAUUUCUAGUCUUGUUACCAUGACAACUAGUAUUACACAUGCUUUUGUGUCUGCCUAUUGUGGCACUGUAUUUUGAGUUGUGAAAUAUGGUUGUGCGAAUUCUGCUGUUCUUAUUGAAGUGAUGGAGAACCUUUGUACAAAUUAGCAUACAAGAAAAUUAUGCAUUCAGGUUCACAUCUCAGCAACAAUUGUUCCAAGAGCUAUAACAAGUCCCAUGUUCUUGUGUCAUAUGGAAAAACUAGUUUUUAAGAUAUUAUAACUAAUAUACACAAUAUUCAUUACUUAGUAAACUCAUCAAAUACUUAAGAGAACAAAUAUUUCUACGUAUAAACUUCUAAUUAAAUAUAAUUGUAUACUGUCAGAAAUUAAAUGUUUUAUAAUUAAAAGGCUGAAAUGAAAAGUUUAUCAUUAUUUUACUUGUGAGCCACAGUGUAAUUAAAACUAAUGCUAGUCAUUUUGAACAAAUACAUUUAAGGUAGACCUUUCAUUUAAGAUCAUCUCAUAUUUGAGAUCCCUAUUUUAUUCAGUUCUCUUUGUUUCACAGCCUAACAUUCAAGAUAAUCUUUUAUUUAUGGGCAUUCUUAACUUAAGGGUGUUUGUUUAGGUGAUCAUACAUAACUGGUUUGAUAAGAUGCUUAAUAUAAACAAAAUUUAUAGAAUGAACAUUUUUUUUUCGUUAGAGAAAAAAUAUUUAUAUACAGCAUUAAAAAAUGUUUGUUACAUACAUAAAUAUCCUGUAAACCUAAGUUUAGUAAGUGAAACCAACACGAAAUAUUCGCACAACAAUAUUAUAAAACAUUUAAUUGUUAUUUUUGUAUUGUGUUGACCCAAUAAAUUUAUAAAUGGGGGAAAAAAACUGUUUUCUCAUAUUAUGUGUGGGUAUUUUAAUCUUUUAAGAACUUAAUAAAUUUGUGUAUAUGCUAGAAA